CGAAAGGGCCACCACUUACGGGCUAUUCAUUCCCGUGCCACCUUUUGGGUGGCUUAAUCUUCAUCAAUCAAUCUGUGGUGUCCCGCAGGUACGGUGGCGGCGGUGUAGGCGGUGGUGGUAAAAAGGUGCGCCGCAGAGUACCUACCAUGGCCCAGCGGCGCGCAGCCAACGUCAGGGAGCGACGCCGCAUGUUCAACCUCAACGAAGCCUUCGACAAACUUAGACGCAAGGUGCCAACCUUUGCCUAUGAGAAACGGCUCUCCCGCAUUGAAACCUUAAAACUAGCCAUCACCUACAUUUCCUUUAUGACAGAGCUAUUGGCUUCGGAACACGAAGCUGCUGCUGUUGCCGCUGCUGCAGCAGCUGCCAAUAAUACUACCACCUCUGCAUCAGCUAAUACACGCGGAGCAGCACACAGAGGUCCUCCAUCAGCCUCAGCUGUCCCUCCCAGGCACCACGACUACCCUGACUUAGCUCUUAGCAAGCGUUGUCCGUCUUACCCAUCCCAGCUCCCUGCUGCAUAAUUCAUAUGGAU
This is a messenger RNA of Procambarus clarkii (red swamp crayfish), 535 nucleotides long. RefSeq names its product protein Fer3. Gene Ontology annotation, biological process: regulation of transcription by RNA polymerase II; developmental process. Lineage: Eukaryota; Metazoa; Arthropoda; Malacostraca; Decapoda; Cambaridae. The record is from RefSeq and is a predicted model, not a curated record. Gene Ontology annotation, molecular function: protein dimerization activity; RNA polymerase II transcription regulatory region sequence-specific DNA binding; DNA-binding transcription factor activity, RNA polymerase II-specific.